AUGAUGAGGGUCUCUGUCGUAGCCGCGCUCUGGCUGGCAGCAGCUUCUGCUGCUCGACUGACCGACAAUCCCACGGCAACGAUCUCAGCAGGUCGCGUCGUCGGAAUCAGCAAGUCUAUACCGAAUGGGGCCUCGACGAUCAAUCAGUUCCUCGGAAUCCCCUAUGCUGAGCCCCCAAUUGGUGAUCUUCGUUUCGCGCCACCCAAGCCAUUCGCCGCUCCAAAGAAGGGGGAUAUACUGGCAACCGCGUGGCCUAAUGCAUGCGUUCAGCAGGGUUCAGCGGACUUGUUGACGUCCCAGAGCGAGGACUGUCUCUAUCUCAACGUGUUCGCGCCGUUGCGUCCUGCGCCGGGAUGUGGGCGAACGGUGAUGGUCUGGAUCCAUGGCGGCGCCUUGAAGACGGGCUCCAGUGCCAUCGCCGCUUACGAUGGGUCGUACUUGGCAGCCAGCCAGGACGUGGUUGUUGUUAGUAUCAACUACCGUCUGAGCUUGCUUGGGUUCUCCAACGCACCCGCGCUCGGGCUUGGGGAGCGGAACGCCGGGUUUUACGACCAGCGCAUGGCGCUGCAGUGGGUGCAGGACAACAUUGGCGCUUUCGGGGGCGACCGGAAGAAGGUUACGAUCUUCGGCCAGAGCAGCGGCAGCACGAGUGUCAGCCGUCUUGUUGGGACCAUGCGGGAGAACCCUCCUUUCCGGGCAGCGAUUACUCAGAGCGGGUGGUACGACUAUGCUUCCGUCAUGGAUAUCGCGUCAGAUAUUCCCGGGUUGGCGGCUUGGGACACCAUUGUCACUCAGCUCAACUGCUCAAGUCUUUCGAAUAGCAAUGAUGAGGAGCUUGCUUGCAUGCGCGCUGUGGAUGUCGCUGAUAUCCAAACAGCCCUUGCAAGUGCUAGCAGUUUGACCUUCACUGCAGUGAAUGACGACAUGACCCAACUUACGUUUCCGGAGAAGGCUAGGGUAGAGGGACGUAUUGCCAGAGUCCCUAUACUAACCGGACAAGCCGCGAACGAGGGCACAUUGUUCCAGGAUCCCACAUUGACCACCAUAGAUGAGUUCGUUACUCAAUUUCCCACCCUGGAGUCCGUUAAAACUGAAUUGUCUUCCGCCUAUCCCGUGGGCGAUUCUGGCUACGCGACACGGUUCGCUGCCGAUGCGGCUAUCGAUACAGAUAUCGAGUGGACGUGCUCGAUUUCCAGAAUUGCUGGCCUGACUGCGCGGCAGGGCAUUCCUGUUUGGCGGUACUACUUCAACGAGACGUUUCCAAACACUCCGAUUGAUGGAUUCGGGGUGUAUCACUCGGCCGAUAUUCCUAUUCUCUUUGGGACAUAUGAUGCUUCCAACGCCACCGCGGACGAGAUCAAACUCAACAGCGUCAUGCAGACUGCGUGGGCGGACUUUGCUAAGGAUCCCUGGGGUGUUGGCCCCGGUUGGCCAAGGGUCGAUGUUGGACAGGAUCACGCCGUGGCCGCACUGGGGAGUCCCGACAAGAAUCCUUCGGGCUGGACUGUGAUCAGGAAUGGAACCGUGGAUGACAAGUGCGGGAUCUUCCAGUCCAUUUACGAUGAUGCAGCCGGGGGAACGCCAUGGUGGUAG
Neoarthrinium moseri is the source of this 1593-nucleotide messenger RNA. RefSeq lists its product as uncharacterized. The record is from RefSeq and is a predicted model, not a curated record. The transcript has a single exon. Bases 1 to 1593 code for a protein of 530 amino acids. Gene Ontology annotation, molecular function: carboxylic ester hydrolase activity. Lineage: Eukaryota; Fungi; Ascomycota; Sordariomycetes; Amphisphaeriales; Apiosporaceae.